AUGAAUCGGAUACCAGAUAUCGAUCGAGAGAUAGCCAUGAUGGACGAACGCUUUACAGUCAAACUGCAUCGCAUACUGGAGGACGCACAAGCUCAAGGGUUUUCCCAUGUGAUCCAAUGGGACCCUGGCGGUCGAUCCUUCACGAUCCACCAACCUGACGUGUUUUCCAAGACGAUAAUGAAAACAUACUUUCGUCAAACAAAGUACAAGUCCUUUCAAAGGCAACUGAACCUGUAUGAAUUUAAACGAGAGACACGGAACGGAAUUCGGGGAGUCUAUUCACACCCUUUGUUUGUGCAACACGACCGUUUUCUCUGUCAACAAAUCAAACGAAAGAGCCAACAAACGACGCCCGCGGCCCCAAACCCCCCCAAGAGACAAAGAUUGGAUGAAGUUGCUCUUCCACGUCGUCCCCCAGUAAUGUCACUCCGUCAUCCCUUUGAUACAUCGGCAGUCGAGGCUUCACGGACGGCAAAAGCAGCAGCAGAUCAAAUCAGAUAUCAGAAGAAUGAAGACGACGACGACAGUAUUGAGACUAUUGAAGGAUUCGUCAACGACGUAGAUGCCGGAGAGUUAUUCAAGGUAUUCAAAUGA
Messenger RNA from Cylindrotheca closterium, 594 nucleotides. The record is from the annotation of a GenBank genome assembly. NCBI's taxonomy places the organism in Eukaryota, Bacillariophyta, Bacillariophyceae, Bacillariales, Bacillariaceae.